GAAACUGACCAAUGAGAUGCACUGUCUGUUACUCGACACGGAAAUAAGUUUAAGGCGCCAAUUUUGUCUUCUUGUUGACAUCGACAAAAUUUUCCUGUCUCUGUUUGUUCUACUCGUCAUAACAUUGCUGCAAUGGCUGAAAACACUUUUCCUAUUUAUAAUGUGGAUGCGAUAGUGAACUUUUACCGAACAGAAGUUCUCACUGGCCAAGAGGCCAAGCAUUUCACCAACAGCGACUUAACUCCGACACCCAAGCCAGAGGCAGUUCAAACAUUGUACAUGAGAGUGCUGCAUCUCCUGUAUCGCUUCAGACCUGAGUGUCACUUUAUGGUGCCACCUGUGGAUAACCUGCAGUAUCCAGAGUAUCACGAGGGAGCUACUGCUCUUAUGAGUGUCUACAUGUGCAUGCGACAGUUUCUACCUGUGUGCAUGGUAUAUGAUUUCUCACUGAAUGAUCUUCUAACCCCAAAAAAACAGAGGACUCUGACUAUUCUAAGUGCCAUCAUGAACUUUGUGCACUUCAGGAACCAAAGGAUGGUCGUGAUGCAGGAGAAACAGGCCAAACUGAGGGCAGACCUAGAGAGGCUACAGACUUACACCAGAGCCAAUCUAGAAAUGGAGAAGAAGAUUCAGAUGCUGACGACUAUCCCACCAGAGCAGCAGGCCGAGGCCGACGAGCUGGCAGCAGAGGUCGCUGAGCUGCAUGCCACCAACAUGCAUGAAUUACAGGAAGCGAAUGUACUAAAUGAGAACAUUGCAGAAUGGAAGACCAAGAUCGCAGAGAAGUCUCAGAAACUGGCCCAGGUGAAGGUGGAUAUCAGCAGCCUGAAGGAAGAAAUCGGCAAACUCAAGUCUCAAAUCGUGGAGUCUCCAGAGGAGCUGAAGAGCCAGAUGGAGAAGAUGAGGGAGAAUGUCAGGAUCAUCAAGAACUCCAUUAAAGAAGCAGAUGAGCGUGUGGUGGAGCUGCAGAACAUGGUGCAGAACACGACUCACGCUGAGGCUGAGAUCCAGCAGAUGUACAAUCUGCUGCAGGACCUGGAAAGCAGCAUGAACACCACCAAGCAGAGACAGGAGGAGUACCAGGAGCUGACAAUUCAACACGAGAAGGUUCAGAAGGAGCUGAAAAACCUGUGUAUGGAGGAAGGCCAGUUGAAGCGCUCUUUGGCCAUGAAGCUGGACAAAGAGUCCAAACAGAGCAUUCGCAGACGGAUGAAGAAAGAGAUGAAGGAGCAGCACAUUCAAGAUGUUUUGGGGCAGUGUGAUCAAAUCCAUCUGAAGCGUGAGGAAAUGGCCAACAAAAUCCAGGAGAUCUCUAGAGAGACGCAGCAACUGAAAGCCAAGACCCAGAACCUGAGAGACAUCGGUAGUAAAGAGACAGAGAAAGCUCAGGCUCUGUUUGAUAGCCUGUCAGCUUCACUUGAAGACUUGCACAGAAGAAUUGAGAUGCAAACGAUGGACCUGAAAAAAGAUGUUGUCAAGAUGUCGGCCAACUUUUGAGUUCAUUUUUGUCAGUUACAUUAUGUCCUACUUAUGUCAUGUAUUUGUGUUUUAACAUUAAAACUUAAAAAGUUGUAUGUUAAAUGAAAUUUGAAAUAGUUUCAUGUACAUUAGUUAAUAAAU
Monopterus albus (swamp eel) is the source of this 1620-nucleotide messenger RNA. It is a transcript of the gene nuf2, whose product is annotated as UF2 component of NDC80 kinetochore complex. Gene Ontology annotation, cellular component: kinetochore; Ndc80 complex. The coding region runs from base 133 to 1497 and encodes 454 amino acids. Gene Ontology annotation, biological process: attachment of mitotic spindle microtubules to kinetochore; mitotic spindle organization; meiotic chromosome segregation. NCBI's taxonomy places the organism in Eukaryota, Metazoa, Chordata, Actinopteri, Synbranchiformes, Synbranchidae. The transcript is spliced from 13 exons. The record is from RefSeq and is a predicted model, not a curated record. Gene Ontology annotation, molecular function: protein-containing complex binding.